AAAUUUCCCUUGUUUUUAUGAAAUAAAAUCGGUAAUUAAUGUAUAUUUACUGACAAAAUUAACCAAAAGUUAGAAAUUUAUUCCUCCCUUAAAAAUUAUGGAAAUAUACAAUUUAUGACAAAAAUAAACCAUGGUAACAGUCCACUGGAAAUUUAAAUCUAUACCAAAGUCUUUCUAUCAUAUAUUUAAAAACUUUUUUCAAAAAUGGGCCACAGGCUUCCGCUCACUAACUUACAACCAUUUUAUGGAUCAAAGUUAUGCAGCAGACGUCUGUAUGGAACCUAUGUUUUGGUUUGUGGAUAAUUUUACUAAUGCUAUAGGACCUAUAUUUGUUGUGGCAGUAGUGGGUUUAACUUUAUCAGUAGUAUGCAUUGCCUACUGGAUAGGUCUGCCAUACUGGUGGAACCGAAACCCAUGCAUUUGUGUUUUUCUAGUCAUUAUCGGGCACUGGUUACUUUUAAACAUUUCAUUUCAUUAUUAUAUGGCUGUGGUUACACACCCAGGAUACCCUCCCCAGGGUGAGUUGAUAACGGAAGCUGUGAGUAUUUGUAAGAAGUGUAUUGCUCCUAAGCCACCCAGGACGCACCAUUGUUCUGUAUGCAAUAGGUGUAUAUUGAAAAUGGACCACCAUUGUCCUUGGUUAAAUAACUGUGUGGGUUAUAGGAAUCAUAGAUACUUUUUUCUUUAUAUGGUUUACAUGGUUUUAGGUGUAUUUUUUGUUAUAUGCGCCGGAUUUGAUGUGGCUUAUACAGCCAUACUAUUAUCUCCAGAUGAUUUGAAUGAACCUGAGUUGGAAGGGCAUUCAGUGAAAUUUAAUAAAUCUGGAGCACUUAUACCUGUUACUGAUGCAGUGGAUCUUGAUUCAUCUCUGUUAGAUGACGAUUACAUCCAAGCAUAUGAGCCUAUAACACCUUGGAAAAGAAGAGCCAUAAUUUAUAUGGCCCUUAUAAAUUGCGGGGCUUUUAUAGCACUAGGCGCUCUGAGUUCCUGGCACUCAAAAUUGAUUGGCAGAGGGGAGACAAGCAUUGAGGCUAAUAUAAACAAAGCGGAAACGACAAGACUUUCGGAAAUCGGUAGAAUAUAUGUGAAUCCGUAUAAUUUCGGCAGCCGGAAAAAUUGGAGGAUUUUUCUCGGGUUGAUACAAGGCAGAACUUUUUUAACUGGCGUGCUUCUACCAUCUGCGCAUGAGCCGAUAGGUGAUGGUCUCACCUGGCAUACUGUACAUGAUGAUAAUCUGGACGAAUGGCCCUAACAUAUACUCUAGUCACUACAUGUUUUUUACCAUUCCGUAUUUUUUCGUAAAUAUUUGCUCAAGUGUUUUUAAUUCUGGUGUUUUUGCCGCUAAGGACACAGUGAUACAAGGGAUAAGUAUGUAAUAUGUAAGGCCCGGAUUUUUAGGUCAAAAAGUGAUAAAAGGUUCC
Brassicogethes aeneus is the source of this 1421-nucleotide messenger RNA. The record is from the annotation of a GenBank genome assembly. NCBI's taxonomy places the organism in Eukaryota, Metazoa, Arthropoda, Insecta, Coleoptera, Nitidulidae.